UUGCUCACCCCUUCUUCUCUAGUCAAAGCUGCUGCACAAAAUUCUAUUCUUCCGCUCACUUUACGCGGUCCUUCCGGUGAUUCCAUAGAUGUGAUUUUUAAUCGUGCGAGGCCCUCUGCUCCGCGCUUGAAUACACCCUUAUCCACUCCUUUGGCCGAUUGUUAUUUCGAAGAGGAAGCUGAUGGUAUUUUAAAUACUCUGAGUGCUUGCACUACUUCUACUGUAUCGGGUAUCAUCUAUGCGGGUUCUAAUUAUUUCAUUCUUGAUACUAGAAACGGAAAAGACUUUGUUCUUUUACCACAAUCGUUGAACUCUUGCGAACUGAGAACCCGAUCGAAACGAGAAGGUAAAACCGUUAAGAACACGUUACCUUCGUACUAUUCUGAAUAUAACGAUGGAAGAUGGAGAUACGUCGAGUUGGCACUUGUUGCAGACUACUCUUUGUACGCCAAGUACGGUAAGGAUGAAGCGAAGGUUAUGGAACGUCUACAAACUAUCGCCCAUCAUGUUAAUGCGCUCUACUAUCCUCUUAAUAUACGCGUUACCCUAGUUUGGGUGGAUGUGUGGAAAGACGGCGACAAGUUUGAAGUUGCAACAAGUGGCGAUCGCACUUUAGACCUGUUUCUUAACUACAGGAAGCAGAUAAUGAAAGCUCAUCCAAACGAUAACGCUCAUAUGAUCACUGAUAUUCGAUUCGAGGCUAAUGUUGUUGGCAAAGCUUUCAAAGGGACCAUGUGUUCAUAUGAUUACUCCGGCGGAGUUGACGUGGACCAUAGCAAUAAUUCCGCCAUUGUUGCUGCAACAGUUGCUCAUGAGAUGGGCCACAAUUUUGGCAUGGAACACGAUGUGGAUUAUGGAACCACAUGUAAUUGUCCAGGAAAUCACUGUGUCAUGGCUCCCUCUACUGGUGCGUCACCUCCAACGUUUUGGUCAGAUUGCAGCCUCAAAUACCUCUCCACCAGCUUCAGUCACGGUGUUGAUCUCUGCUUAAAGAACCCUCCCGAGAAAACUGUCGGGGGUGCGAAAUGUGGGAAUGGUAUAGUGGAACCUGGAGAGGAGUGCGAUUGUGGCAGAGAACAAUGCCCCCAUUCCUGCUGUGACGGCAAGACUUGUCGUCUAACUGACGACGCGGAAUGCGCAGACGGAGACUGUUGCGAUCUUCUCACCUGCAAGCCAAAACCAAGAGCAACUGUAUGCCGUCCCUCUACUGGUAUUUGCGACCUGCCAGAGUACUGCAAUGGUGACACAGCGGAUUGCCCUGCCGACUUCUCUAUACAAAACGGUCAUUUGUGUCCUGGCAGAAGCGACGAAUAUUGCUACGAAGGGCAGUGUGGGAGCCGACCAGAUCAGUGUGUGUCCAUAUGGGGACCAACAGGAAAGGAAGGUGAUCAUGCCUGUUACCAGCAAAACACCAAUGGAAUAAUACAGGGCAAUUGUGGCUAUGAUGUGCAUACAGCGCAGUUUACUCGCUGUCUGGCCGAUGAUAUAAUGUGUGGUCGUCUACAGUGUGGCACACAGGCUGAACGCCCAAUUUUUGGCGAUCCGACAACGGUCACAUCUGCCUAUACGUAUGUGAGAGUCGGUUCUGAGACUCACCAGUGCCAUGUUAUCAAAACCACAUAUGUUGUUGGAGCGAAGAACAAGCCUGAUCCUGGGAUGGUCCUCGAUGGUUCUAAAUGUGGUGACGACAAGAUAUGUGUAAAUGCAAAGUGCAAGCCUCGUACUGAAGUGUCAAAAACUGUUUCAAAAUGUAAUGAUCAAUGUCAUUACAGAGGAGUCUGCAAUAACGUUGGUAAUUGUCAUUGUGAGAAUGGCUUUGGUGGAGUUGCUUGUGAAAUUCCUGGCUUUGGAGGGUCUGUGAAUAGCAACCCUUCAAAUACUAGCAGAGGAAUAACACCAUCAACUGUUUUAUUAAUCCUUUUGGCUUUAUCGACUAUUGUGUUGGCCUUCGUUUGCUUUUACUACUGGUUCAAAAAGAAGAGGAAUCUUCCUGGGGAGUUCUGGGACUAUGUGAGAAAGACACUGAACUUGCGUGGAGUAUUGGUACCUGUUCGAAAGGCGCCCCCGCCUCCGAGGAGACAUUUGAAGAGGGAAAGUUUGAAUGCUAUGUGGGGUGACGGAGUCGUCACGUAUACUGCAAAUGAACGUCCUCAGACAUGUGUACCUCCUGCUAUCCCACUUAUGACAGUCACCACUGAAAAUCACACUGUUAAGAACAAAAAUUCGAACCAACCUCUUGUUCAGUUCCCAGUUUUGGCCAACAACAUCAGUGACAAUAAGGCUACAUUCACAAGAGUGCCCUCCAUGCGACCGAAGGAGCCGCCACCAGUUGUCCCUUCACGUCCACCAGAAUAUAAAUUGGAAACCUUGUACAAGGAACGAGGAGAUGAAAUGGGCAUUAAAAGGAACUGA
Molecule: messenger RNA, 2412 nt
Organism: Strongylus vulgaris
Lineage: Eukaryota; Metazoa; Nematoda; Chromadorea; Rhabditida; Strongylidae
Source: the annotation of a GenBank genome assembly